CACCACUUGUACUCACCAAAUUGCAAGAAAUCAAUUCCAUUUGCAAAUUUAUAAAGUCCAAUACUAUUAUGGCUAGCCUCAAGGUUGCAUGUGUGGUUACUUUGGUGUGCAUGGCCUUGGUGGGUGCACCAAUGGUCCAGGCCAUCACAUGUGGUCAAGUGGUUAGUGCACUAACACCAUGCAUAGGGUACCUACGAAUGGGGGGAAAUCCUACACCAGCAUGUUGUAGUGGGGUUAGGAACCUUAACCAGGCUGCUGCCACUACUGCCGACCGUAAGACUGCCUGUGUCUGUCUAAAAAAUGCGGCCGGCAAUAUUGGUGGCAUCAGCCCUACCUAUUCUCAGUCACUUCCUGGCAAAUGUGGGGUUAACCUCCCUUAUAAGUUCAGCACUUCCACCAAUUGUAACACCAUCAAUUAAGAUAUGAAAAGAUGUGUUAGAGAGGAAGCGGAUUCCACUCAGCCACUUCCUACUUUGGAGAUUAUGACACACUUCAGUUUCCGUUGCAUUAUUAAUUAAUUAUUUACUAAGAAUAAAGGGAUAUGAUGGCCACUAGGACCUCCACUUAGGCGAGUUCCUCAUGUAUUAGCGUGUCCCAUUGUUUUUUUUAUUUAAUUCGCUCUCCUUCUUGGUGGUUUAAUCAGUUGGUUGUUGAAUGUAUUAAUCGCUUAUUUUAUAUAUAGUAAUUACUCCACUUUGUUUUUA
Arachis duranensis is the source of this 704-nucleotide messenger RNA. RefSeq names its product non-specific lipid-transfer protein 1. Gene Ontology annotation, molecular function: lipid binding. The record is from RefSeq and is a predicted model, not a curated record. Gene Ontology annotation, biological process: lipid transport. The coding region runs from base 69 to 419 and encodes 116 amino acids. NCBI's taxonomy places the organism in Eukaryota, Viridiplantae, Streptophyta, Magnoliopsida, Fabales, Fabaceae. The transcript has 2 exons. Gene Ontology annotation, cellular component: membrane.